AUGCCGUCCGUGCUCGCCAAGGCGCGCAAGUCCAAGGACGACGCUUCAACAGCGCGGAAGCGAGCGCAGUCGCGGGCGUCGACGCAGCGCUGGCGGCAGAGCCAGCAGCAAUCCGUGGCCGUGAUGCGUCGACAAGUGGCCGAGCUCGAGGCGGCCCUCGCCGCCAAGCUCUUUCACGAUCGAGACGCGGUGCUUCCGCCGGCGAUGGAGCAGCUGAUGGCGGCAAAGAAGUACUACGUGCACGAGAACAUGCAGCUGCGCGCGGCUCUGCAAAAGUAUCAAGCGCUCCUGAACCAGACGCUCCUUCCGCUCCUGCGCACGGUACAGCCCCUCGUCCUCGACGAUGCAUUUGUCCGCAGCGAGAUUCGCCGUGCAAAACUGCAGCUGGACGCGCUCGAGUUGCGCACAGGGUCGCACCUUGCGGGGCGACAGCUCCAUGGCUGGAGCUGUGUGACCCACACACACAGCGACGCGGUCGUCUAUGAUAUCCAGAAGCGUUUCCAGCAUGUUUCACUUCACGUCAUUUCCAACCACAUCUGGCACGUCUACCAAGACUCGGCGGCGUAUGUCCAGCUUGCCGACUUGAUCUUAGACCACGAGGUUCUGCGAAGGAUCGGCGACAAUGUGCUCGUCUUGCGCAUCUCGACGUGGCUCCCGUCGCUCCAGCGAGCGAUUCCCAUGUACCUCGUGCUGUACCGCGAGAUCGCACCAUCGUCGUACUCGCUCUACGUGGCGACGCUGCGCCCCGACUUGACGCCGAGCCCCCAUACGUUUGCGUUCCUCGGCGUCGCGUCGCUGGACGGCUAUCGCGGAAGCAUGGACCUGCCGACGCGUGCGCUCAUGCGCGCCAACUACGACUCGUUCGACGUGCAUGCGACGCUGGGCACGGGCACGUUUGGCCGCGUCCGGCUCGUAAAGCACAAGGAGAACAACACGUACUAUGCGCUCAAGAUCCUCAAGAAGUGCGAGAUCGUGCGGCUGCAGCAGCUCCACCACAUCAAGUGCGAAGUCGACAUCCUCAGCAAGAUUGACCACCCGUUCAUCGUCAACUUUAUCGGCUCGUUCCAGGACGAGAAGCGAUUGUACCUCAUCCUCGAGUAUGUGCCCGGCGGCGAGCUCUUUUCGUACUUGCGCCGCCAAGGCAAGCUCUCGGACGAAGCGUCGCGCUACUACACGUCGCAGCUCGUGCUGGCGAUCGGGUACCUCCACAGCCUCCACAUUAUUUACCGCGACUUGAAGCCCGAGAACCUCCUCAUCACGCAAGACGGCAGUAUCAAGAUCACGGACUUUGGGUUUGCAAAGCGCGUCGAGGACAAGACGUGGACACUCUGCGGCACGCCCGAGUACCUCGCGCCCGAGAUCAUUCAGAGCAAGGGCCACGGCAAGUCGGUCGACUGGUGGGCCAUCGGCGUCUUGAUAUACGAAAUGCUGGCAGGGUACCCGCCGUUCUACGACGAGAACCCGUUUGGCAUCUACCAAAAGAUCCUCACGGGCAAAGUCGAGUACCCGAAAUACAUUGACAGCAAGGCCAAGGACCUGAUAAAGAAGCUCUUGACGCACGAUCGGACAAAGCGACUCGGAUGCCUGCGCAAUGGCGCCGAGGACGUCAAGAAGCACAAGUACUUUGCCAACGUCAUUUGGGACAAUGUGAUUGCAAAGAAGGACAACCCGCCCUACUUGCCGCCGAUCCAGGGGCCCGGCGACCACGGCAACUUUGACCAGUACCCCGAGUCAACGGAAGACACGGCCGUGGCGCUCACGGGCGACGACAAGGCCGCGUUCGACGCGUUCAACAUGUUUUAA
This is a messenger RNA of Saprolegnia diclina VS20, 1803 nucleotides long. RefSeq names its product AGC/PKA protein kinase. Gene Ontology annotation, biological process: protein phosphorylation. Bases 1 to 1803 code for a protein of 600 amino acids. Gene Ontology annotation, molecular function: protein serine/threonine kinase activity; ATP binding. The record is from RefSeq and is a predicted model, not a curated record. Lineage: Eukaryota; Oomycota; Saprolegniomycetes; Saprolegniales; Saprolegniaceae. The transcript has 8 exons.